Molecule: messenger RNA, 903 nt
Organism: Trichomonas vaginalis G3
Lineage: Eukaryota; Parabasalia; Trichomonadida; Trichomonadidae
Product: protein serine/threonine kinase protein
Exons: 1
Coding region: 1-903 (300 amino acids)
Biological process (GO): protein phosphorylation
Molecular function (GO): protein kinase activity; ATP binding
Source: RefSeq, a predicted model, not a curated record
AUGGUUGCCAAGAUCCCCAACCAAUUCAAAACAUAUGCCCUUGGCUGCUUGAUUGGCACAGGUUCAUCAAGCUCUGUAUACCAAGUUUACUGUUUAAAAACGGGUCAGUAUUUUGCCGCUAAAUUCAUUCCAAGAGAGUUAUUUUCUGAAAGCAACGAGUAUUUGAGACAUGUAGAAUCAGAACUAAGAAUACUAGAAAGAAUAGAUCAUCCUCGCAUUGCAAAGUUCCAUGAAGUCAUCUAUCUUGAAGAUUUUAUAGUAAUCAUCAUGGAAUUGUUGCUUAACGGUACAUUACACCAACUUACUUCAACAAGGCAUAAAUUACCUGAGCCAAUGGUUUACAAUAUUAUUAUUCAAACAGCAGAGGCUCUUGAUUAUCUUCACUCGAAAGGAAUUGCUCAUAGAGAUAUCAAACCGGAGAAUAUCGGAUUUGAUGAAAAUAUGAAUGUUAAGCUCCUUGACUUCGGUUUCGGUGUUCAAACUAAAAAUCGAAACUUAAAUCUCGCGUGCGGAACUCCUUAUUUUAUUGCUCCAGAAGUCAUAUAUAAUGAUACAUAUGAUGGAAGCAAAUCAGACAUGUGGUCCUUAGGCAUAACUAUCUACUACACAGUCUUCAGAAAGUUUCCAUUUCCAGAAUGUUCAACAAAAAAGUUCCUCAAGUACUUGGGAGAACUUAAAGACAUUGAAGCACAAUGCUAUGGCAUGAUGAAAACAAUUCUUGAAGGACUCUUAGUUAAAAAUCCAGAUGAAAGGUUAUCUGCAAGGCAAGUCAUCAAUCUCUUGCAGUUUAAACCAGAUAAUAAUGUCCGUGCAAGAUCAUUAUCCAUGCCAGCUGUCUUGAGCUCAAAGAAUGCUUCAAAUAACAGAAACACAAAAUUAAUCAUUCGUCCUGAAAUCAACUAA